ACCAAAUCGCCUCCUCACAUCAAGCUUUGAACAGCUCCUUUUGAAACACUUCACACGCCUUUGACUGUUUCACCGCUUUUUCAUUCACGUAUCACACAGUUCCACAUCACACUCGAGCAUCAGCUCCAUCACCUACAUCCACCCUCAUCUACGAUGAAGGUAUCGCAAUGCCUUGCGUAUGUCGCCCUCGCCACAUCAGCAGUCAAUGCUGCAUCGAUCCCAGAGACCAACGCUAUCACGCUCAUUGAGGAUCGCGCCGAUGCUCAACCACGAGCAGCGGACGUUGUCGCACCAGAUAACAGCUUAGAGAGAAGGAAGGGUGGCGGUGGUCGCGGUGGCGGCAGUAGCUCUGGUAGCUCUGGUGGCUCUGGUGGCUCGUCUGGAGGCGGCCGAUCAGGCGGUUCGAUCGGCGGUUCCACGCGCGCCGGCUCUGGAGCACCUCGCGCAUACGGCGGAGGAUACUAUGGAGGUGGCGCAGCCGUACCUUAUUCUGCUGGCUCGAGGACUCCAAAGGGCUUGAUUGCCGCUCCCCUGCUUCUAGGUGCGAGUCUAUUACUCAUUAUGCCCGGCCUCUGGCUCUAUUCAGUGUACCCCUAUCACUACAACAACCCAUACCGAUUCAAUAAUCAAAGCGAUACGAACUCCACGAAUCCAAACGGUACCAACACUACGCUUCCGGUCACUUGUUUGUGCCAGGAAUACAGCCCAUGUGGUUGCGAAGAGAAUGAUGACCAGCAGUACCUGAAAGACCUUGUUGGCAACGGAAGUUACGCUUCCCUCAACAAAUCUUUGGUGACCGUUUCUAGUGUCAACGGCACACAAACCCUGGUCAUCAACGGCACCUUGCCCAACGGCACAACUGCCCCCGGUGGCGAGGAUGGUGCUGGUAUCAACCUCAAGGCUGGAAAGUACGCUGGCUACUGGGUUAUGGCGACUAUCGUCCUCACCGGUGUGAUGAUGUAGUCACCGUUUGCAACCCUUCAGUAUAUACGUUCACGACUUCAUGUAUUUCCACGACUUUUUCCACGACUUUCACCCAAGGCGGCAUAUUAAUGGCGUUUUGGUUCGAAUGACGAGGUAGGCGGUUGCUUUCUUGUUGGUUUUAUACCCGCCGCUCACCCUGGCUCUUGGUCUUUUCCCAUUGUUAAGUAGAAUAAUUAGAGGGAUCCAGAAUUCUUAUGUCUGCUAUAUCACGACUAUGU
Molecule: messenger RNA, 1202 nt
Organism: Boeremia exigua
Lineage: Eukaryota; Fungi; Ascomycota; Dothideomycetes; Pleosporales; Didymellaceae
Exons: 2
Coding region: 154-963 (269 amino acids)
Source: RefSeq, a predicted model, not a curated record